This is a messenger RNA of Micropterus dolomieu (smallmouth bass), 1216 nucleotides long. RefSeq names its product YdjC chitooligosaccharide deacetylase homolog (gene ydjc). Gene Ontology annotation, molecular function: deacetylase activity. The transcript has 6 exons. NCBI's taxonomy places the organism in Eukaryota, Metazoa, Chordata, Actinopteri, Centrarchiformes, Centrarchidae. Bases 173 to 1120 code for a protein of 315 amino acids. The record is from RefSeq and is a predicted model, not a curated record. Gene Ontology annotation, biological process: carbohydrate metabolic process.
CCACUUAUCGUGGUUAACGUUACUCGUUUCACUACGUUUUCCUGGAAAGAAGAACGUUUUUGGAGAGUAACGUUAGGCGAUAACUUUUGUGAACUAAGACGAUGGCGUGCCUUUUUUGGAAAAAGAGAGGUUCCGUUACGGUCGUUUCACCAGAUUUACAGAAUUAAAUAAAAUGAGACCAGCAAUAAUGCCACAGCCCAGAAUAAUGCUGGUGGUGACGGGAGAUGAUUUCGGCUACUGUCCCAGGAGGAACCAGGGGAUUGUGGACUGCUUCCAGGCUGGAGGCAUUUCCAAUGUGUCACUGCUGGUUAACGCCUCUGCUGCCAAAGAGGCAGCAGAUCUGGCGAAAAGGCACAACAUCCCCAUCGGCCUCCAUGCCAACCUAUCAGAGGGGAUUCCAGUGUGUCAGAGCCUCCAGCAGGCCUCCACACUGAUCAACCAGCACGGCUUCUUCCACGGGAAGAUGGGCUUCCGUCAGGCCCUGGAAAGAGGUCAGCUUAGCAUGAAACAGGUGGAGCUGGAGCUGCGAGCCCAGGUCCGGCUGUUCAGGGAGCUGACAGGUCAUCUGCCCCACCACAUGGACGGACACCAACACGUCCAUGUACUGCCAAAGGUACGUGAGGUGUUUGCACAGGUCCUGUCUGAUCUCAGGAUUCCAUAUACUCGUGUUCCAGUGGAGCCAGGUCUACAUGACUGCCCGUGGCUGCCAGCACACCUCCAAAGCUUCUACACACAGGUGGAGAAGGACGCUCUGGACUCCAUCCCUGUCUUCGCACGCUAUGGAAUCAGGUGGCCAGACAUAUACCUGGGACUGACCACCAUGGGCCAGAACAUGUCCGUCCCUAACAUUCAGAGGGCCCUCAGCCAUGCCUUGGCUGCGGGGCCUUCAGGGACUACCUCCAGCAGUGCAUCAGACUCGAAUCCGCCUGCGGUCACGGUAGAGCUCAUGGUCCACCCGGGUUACCCCAGUCACCCCCAAGAAGGAGGCUGUGGAGACGGCCCCGAUGACUUCUCCAAGUCAGCUGACAGACAGCAUGAGCUGAGCGUACUCAGAGACCCGUCCCUGCUGGCCCUCUACAGCCAGGAGAGAGUGCAGCUCUGUGCCUUCAAAGACCUCUGAGAAUAUCUGAUUCUAUCUUCUCAUGUGACUGAAGAAAUGACACUGCUCCAAUGUAAAGUAGUGAGCGUACAGCUUGUAUAACAGUGUAAAGUAGUG